Molecule: messenger RNA, 2395 nt
Organism: Erythranthe guttata (spotted monkey flower)
Lineage: Eukaryota; Viridiplantae; Streptophyta; Magnoliopsida; Lamiales; Phrymaceae
Source: RefSeq, a predicted model, not a curated record
AUUUCGUAUUAACGGGUUCUUAGUUCUUACCUUUUGUAGCGUUGCAUGUGUGUUUAUUUCAAUUUUACUUCGGUUUUCCAAUCAAUUUUUUUUUUCAAUUAGGGUUUUUAGGCUUCAACCAAGAUUUAGGGAUCUGCUGAUAAUUUCUGUACAGUUCAAUGGAGCAAGGUUUGGGUUUCAAUUCAAAUUCAAAUACUCCUUUUGAUUCAAUUGAUAAAUCUAGGGUUUUGGAUGUGAAGCCAUUGAAAUUUAUUGUCCCAAUUUUCCCAAAUUCACCACCCGAAGUCGGACCGUUUUACCCCUUUCUAGCUCCAAACACCACUCAAAAAUCCACAAUUGUUGCCCAAACACCCCAACCCAAUUAUGGGGGCAACGGCCCCCUUAAGGAUGCCGCGCUCGACCGUUGCGGUAGUGAGUUUAGCAAGGACCGGGACGUGUGUGCCGUUAGUAAUUUGGGCAAGCGUAGGGGUCGUCCACCUAGGGAAAAACCCGAGAAUGUCGAAGAUGAUUUUGGUGCCAAUGCGGUUAUUAACACCUUCUUGAAAUCGUUCAACCUUCACGAUUUCGAAGAAUUCAAAAGGCGCAACAAUGACAGGGGUAUAGUCGGAACCGUACUCUUCGUGUACGAUUCCAUUCGCCGACAUCUCACCCAACUCGAAGAAUCGAAGCAGUUGUCACUCAGACGCCCCGACUUGAAAGCCGGUGCUGCUUUAAUUUCCAAAGGAAUCCGAGCGAAUAGCACAAAGAGAAUCGGGAAUAUUCCGGGGGUUAAAGUUGGGGAUAUAUUCUUCUUUAGAAUGGAGCUGUGUAUAGUCGGACUGCACGGUCACACUAUGGGAGGUAUAGAUUACACUACGGCAGUGAACGGAGAAUCUAUGGCAGUGAGUAUAGUCUCUUCCGGAGGGUACGAUGACAACGAUAACGACAAUGAAGAUGUGUUGAUGUACACGGGGCAGGGCGGUGUGCAAAGAAGGGACGGUCAAGUGUUCGAUCAAAAGCUCGAAGGAGGAAACCUAGCUCUCGUAAAUAGCUUCCAUCGAGGCAAUGAAGUGAGAGUUAUAAGGGGCGUAAAAGAUAAAACCGAUGGCUCGAACGGUAAGAUUUACGUUUACGAUGGCUUGUACCAAAUUCAAGAUUCGUGGACUGAAAAAAUUAAAUCUGGAUUCAGUGUUUUCAAGUAUAAGCUUGUGAGGGUGCCUGGCCAGCCGGAGGGUUUCUCCUUGUGGGAAUCGAUUCGGAAAAAAGACGGAAAUGCCCUCCGGGCUGGUCUCGUUGGCGAGUGCCAGCCUGUCGCUUUGGUGAACGACGUUGACGGUGAAAUGGGCCCCGCACAUUUCACGUACGUUCGUAGCCUUAGAUACGCUAAACCUUUUCAGACAUCGAAACCUUAUUCGGGAUGUCGUUGCUCGGGGGGUUGUCAGCCAGGUGACGCAAGCUGUCCUUGCAAUCGAAAAAAUGAUGGUUUUGCCCCUUAUUCGUCGAUUGGGGUUCUUCUGAACCCGCCGAACAAAUGGUUGAUACACGAGUGUGGAUUCACUUGUUCGUGUCCUCCAAACUGUAGGAAUCGUAUGUCGCAGAUAGGUGUGAAGGUUCGUUUUGAGGUAUUUAAGACGAAGAAUAAAGGUUGGGGUCUUAGGUCUUUAGAUCCGAUUCGUGCGGGAGGGUUUAUAUGUGAAUAUGCAGGGGAUGUUAUCGAGGGGUUUACGGAAAACGGUUUCGGGAAUGAAAUUGAUGACGAUUAUAUUUUCGACGCUACUUGUGUGCGUGGUGAUGGUUCCGGUGGUUUGGGAAAAGACCCUUUUGCCCUUGUUAUCAGUGCCAAAGAGAAUGGGAAUGUGGCUCGUUUCUUGAACCAUAGUUGUUGUCCGAAUGUGAUGUGGCGGCCCGUUUUACGUGAGAGCAACAGCGAUUCGUAUGUGCAUGUUGCCUUUUUUGCUAUUAGACAUAUCCCUCCCAUGCAGGAGUUGACGUAUGAUUAUGAGAUGGUUCGGCAUGAGAAACAACGAGACGAAAGAAAGAAGAAGUGCCUGUGUGGAUCGACAAAGUGCAGAGGGCACUUCUAUUGAUCGUGCCGAGGAAUUAUUAGGGAAGAUGGUAUCAGAGAAGUAGCAAGACAUGUCAACAUUUGUUAUUGAGAAACAGCAGCGACUAUUCAAGCAAUCGAGAGAUUAUAUUGUGGACGACGUAAACGUUCAUAAAUCAAUCUAUUUGGUUAAUGUCGUCUCAGAUCCGAUGUGGAUUAACUGUCCAGUUAAUCAAGCUAUAAAUAAGUUGUUGCUACAAUAUUAAUCUGAUAAUGUUUUAUUGAAUUUUUUGUAAACUCUUGGGUUGUAGCAAUGGGAGGUGAGAAAAUAUUCUCUUUAUGGGAAAAUGAAGAGAAAUGGUUUUCUUCAAA